AACCUGCAUGCCAGUUCGUUCUUAGAGGCAAUGAGCGCUCAGAUUCAGUUUUGCAUUGAUAACCAUCUUCACCUGACUUCUUAUCGUGUCACCUUUUGUUACACUCGGUGAAGCUGCAGACCGUGAAAGAAGAUUCCCGUCGGGUACCUUGAACUUGAUUCAGCCAAGUUUUUAAGAUACUGUGUGAUGAUUAAAGCCAUUGUUGUGCAGAGAAACUUUGAGUUAUGACCAACAUGUUCACAGCACAGGUAUGAGAUCUUACCUGUUUUAGUCGUCUGAAUUUAUCUCUGAAUCAAACCAGACGUGUUACAGUACCACCCACCUUCUUCUGUUAGUUUCCACUCACUGAUCCAAACGCCACAAAGCUGCGACCUCCGUCCACCAUGAAGCUGCUGCUGACUCUCUGUCUCGCCUGCUCGCUGCUGAGCACAGCCGAGUCGCUGCGCUGCCACAUGUGUGACAACGACAACUGCUCCAACUCCACCUCGGUCACCUGUCCCGUCUUCUCAGCCUGCAGAACCAUCACUUCCUUGAGGCAGACCGGUCCGUUCACGAGUGUGUCUGUGAAUAAAAGCUGCUCCUCGCUGCUCUCCUGCUUCCCUCCUCUCAACACUCAAGUCGAAUGGUCCGUCAAUGUGGGGGUCGCUAAAGAAGGUCACCAUCAGCUCUGCUGCACCACAGACAACUGCAACUUCCCGACUCUGGCCGUUCCAAACACUCUAGCGAACGGUAAGCAGUGUCCUGUGUGCGGGAGCCUCGCUGAGAGCCAGAACGGGACCUGUAACUCCACCCUGUCCUGUCAGGGAGUCGAGGACCGCUGCUUCAACGGCACCACUGAUCACACGCCAUCAGAUAACAAACCUCUUCACCGUUUCCUGCAGGGACGUCAAACUCCACUCAGUUUCUGCUCCUCGGCUGCAUCUCCGGCAACCUCUGCAGCCUCCAGGCCACGUUCGGCUCUCUGAUCGGGGGAAACAUGGAGAUCACCUGUGGAGCUCCCCGCGGCGUCGCGAUGAGCGCCGUGCUGCUGACCUUUGCUGUCGCAGCUCAUAAAGUCCUGCUUUAGAUUUUAAACAUGUUUACGCACACAUACAAACCAACACAAGGCUGAGGGGAGUUCAGUGUUUCAUAACAGUGUAACGUCGACAACAUGUGCAGGUACAACAGGCUGAACCACAUACAGACGUUAUCACACACAGAUAGAGGCUCAGAUAUGAACACACACACACACACACACACACACACACACACACACACACACACACACACACACACACACACACA
This is a messenger RNA of Labrus mixtus (cuckoo wrasse), 1284 nucleotides long. Its product is annotated as lymphocyte antigen 6D-like. Bases 384 to 965 code for a protein of 193 amino acids. The record is from RefSeq and is a predicted model, not a curated record. NCBI's taxonomy places the organism in Eukaryota, Metazoa, Chordata, Actinopteri, Labriformes, Labridae. The transcript is spliced from 5 exons.